Mytilinidion resinicola is the source of this 520-nucleotide messenger RNA. RefSeq lists its product as uncharacterized. NCBI's taxonomy places the organism in Eukaryota, Fungi, Ascomycota, Dothideomycetes, Mytilinidiales, Mytilinidiaceae. The transcript has a single exon. The record is from RefSeq and is a predicted model, not a curated record. Bases 180 to 488 code for a protein of 102 amino acids.
UGCAUCAACACCACGUCCUCUACAUCACUACCCUCACCACCGUGCCCCUCCGGCCGCCCCCUGGGGCCGCCAUGCGUCCGUAGAGGAAGAGGGCCAGGCACGUGGAGGUACAUCGCAUCUCCGGCGAGCUCGUAAGACUACUGCUCGUGCAGAUUGCGACACCGGCUAGCCAAAUUACUAUGGCAGGUGUCUCCACAGGCACGCCGGCGGUCGAGCGGACCAUUGUAGUGUUGAACAAUCCUAUACAGUUCACAGGUACAGCUCCAGAUCGCUCCACCGGACAAGCAGGCACUCCAACAGCUACUCAGGGCUCUAUUUCCUUAGUCCCCGAUAGCCAACCAGCCCCUGAGGAUGCCCCUAUGUCUACACCUGAGGAGGAGGCUGUUUAUGGUGAAGGAACCGGUGUGAGGCCUUGGUAUACAGGUCUAGUUGGCGUUCCUUUUAGUCAGCAAUUGGACGGUGGCCAUCUAGGCGCUUUCCGCUGGUAGAGUAGCUAGAGUAGCUAGAGUGAAUAGAGUCC